UCUCCUGUCAUAACAAAUACAAACUUUGAACACUAAUUAGCACCUGACCGGUUUCCAACGCUACCCAUCAUAAUGUAUACCUAAAACCUGGGUAUUUAAGUUUACCAAUGUUUUAACACCUAAAAAAGCCGGCAUCUUAGAUUGCUCGAAAAAUGGAUCUGGAAGUGCUGCCGCCGGAGUUGAUGUGGAACGUGUUGGACAAUCUGACCGAACUGCGGGACCGUAAAAACGCUUCUCUGGUGUGCAAGACGUGGAAUUGGAUGCUGUUUAAUGCAUCGAAAUCAUUGCGCGAUGUAAACCUACGAAUCUGCACGAAAGCCAACAGCUUGGAGCAGCUGGAAACCGAGGAGCUGAUCGAUCGAAUGUUCGAAGUGAUGGUGCGGAGCAAGCGGAACUAUAUUAAUGUAGAAUUUUUCCACGUCAAUUUUGAACGUUCCGCGGUCAGAGAGUUUUUAUUUUUUGUGGUACAGUUGUGUUGUGACUCUAUUGAGUGUUUGCGUUUUACAAACUGUCACGGGCUGAAACGGAGCGAGUUGUGGCAAAUUUUAGAGCUGCUGAUCAAUUUACGGGAACUUACCGUUUCCGGAGGUAUAUAUUACGAUGAUUUGGGAAAUGAUGUUGCUGUGUGUAAGCUGGAACGUUUAGAGAGUUUAACGUUGGACAUCGGAGAUGACUGCCGGUUGUAUAAAGAUUUUGCUUCAAAUGCACCGAAUGUUGAAUCAUUUAGUAUUAGAACGAUUCACGGAUGUGUCGAUCUUCGGGAUGUUGCCGCAACAAGACGUUUCAGCCAGCAGCUUAAAGCUCUAUCUUUUUCAACAAAUCGUUGUUACAAUCAAGCGGAAUUUUCGGAAAUGAGUCUUUCGCAGUUGACUAAAUUGGAACUAAAAGUUUCCGGGUAUGUUUGGGUUCCACUUUUCAAACAGUUAAAGCUAUUGCAGGAACUAAAACUAGAAGCAAGUAUCAAUGACGAUGUCAUUGCUGCAAUAUGCAGCACUUCAACCAAGCUAAAAAAACUCUACCUCCUUUCGUCGGGUUUGGUAGAGUGCAAGAAAUUCAAUAUGUUGGCACGUUUGGAAGUUCUCGAAGAGCUGCAAAUCAGGGGCAUUUACAAGUACAGCUGGAGGCAUGUAUUAUUCAGCAAACUUUCGCAUUUACAUCUUGACAAUGUGGGUACAGAUUUUACCAACUUCCUGAAAGAAUUGACAAGCCUGAGAUCGCUAGAGAUACAUGAUACCAAACUUAAGAAUGAGCAGCUGAUUAAAGUGACACUGAAUGCACCGACAGUGGAACGGUUAGAAUUGGCGUUUUGUAACAAAAUUAGCGAUAAAGGUUUCAAACAUUUGUCGGACAUGACAAACCUUAUGGAGUUACGUCUGUGGGGAAUCCAAGUUUCUAAAAAUAUCGAUGAAAGGUUUGGGUGUCCACGAUUGCAGAACAUAAUUUUUUAUUUCAACGAUUUUAUUGAAGACUGUACUUUAAAUGCCCUAGCUUUACGUCUACCUGGUUUGAAGCAGCUUGUUCUGUACGACUGUUAUCGGAUAAGUCCACAAGGGGUAAUCGAGCUACGUAAAACACUGUCACACUGCAAGGUUUUAGAGCUGUACCGUGGCGAUGAAUUACCUCCAGAGUUGAUAGCCGAAAAACAAAUCUAUCAUCGAAAUGCUGAAUUUCCCAAUGGAGUACUAAAGCAAGAAUUACCUUUCCAGUGGUAUUAAUGCUCGACCUGUCAGAUGCCCGUUUUUAUUUUUUUUUCUCGUUUUAUGUUUGUGUAUCUAAUCGUGGAAAUUAGAUUUCUUUGUUUAUUUUAUAGUGAUAUAUUUUAUGACUAAUGCAUGUAUUAAGACAAAGGUUUAAUUGAAAAAAAAAUUGUAUAGUGCGAAAAACAAUAUAUAAACUUAAAAAUUUACUCAAGUGUUUCACAACGUCGUUGAUGGAUGACUCAUGCUUCAUUUCGAUUUUAUGUAUCACACCGCCAGUAACACGCCAUUUUUCCGUCACCACAAAGCGCACCGAAAGAUAAUCAUCUGUUUAUCGCUGUGUGUUCUAAACUAGGCUAGAAUAAUUCAAUUUUAAAACGCAAUACACUACG
This is a messenger RNA of Wyeomyia smithii (pitcher-plant mosquito), 2089 nucleotides long. RefSeq lists its product as uncharacterized. The transcript is spliced from 3 exons. The record is from RefSeq and is a predicted model, not a curated record. Bases 153 to 1715 code for a protein of 520 amino acids. Gene Ontology annotation, biological process: SCF-dependent proteasomal ubiquitin-dependent protein catabolic process. NCBI's taxonomy places the organism in Eukaryota, Metazoa, Arthropoda, Insecta, Diptera, Culicidae. Gene Ontology annotation, cellular component: SCF ubiquitin ligase complex. Gene Ontology annotation, molecular function: protein binding.